Molecule: messenger RNA, 321 nt
Organism: Ruditapes philippinarum (Manila clam)
Lineage: Eukaryota; Metazoa; Mollusca; Bivalvia; Venerida; Veneridae
Exons: 2
Coding region: 1-321 (106 amino acids)
Source: RefSeq, a predicted model, not a curated record
AUGGUGGUGGCGGUGUUGGUGGUGGUGGUGUGUUGGUGGUGGUGUGAUGGUGGUGGUGAUGGCGUGGGAGAUGGUGGCGGUGUUGAUGAUGGUGGUGGUGUGAUGGUGGUGGUGGUGUUGAUGGCGGUGGUGGGAGGUGGUGGCGGUGUUGGUGGUGUGGUGUGGUCGUGGUGUGAUGGUGGUGGUGGUGGCGUUGGAGGUGGUGGCAGUGUUGAUGGUGGUGGUGGUGUGAUUGUGGUGGGCGGUGUUGAUGGUGGUGGUGGUGGUGGUGGAGGUGGUGAUGGUGGUGGAGGUGUAGUGGAGGUGUGUGGUGGUGGUUGA